AUGUUACAAGUUUCGAGUGAAGAGGAUUGGGAUCGUUUCUAUACUCCAAGUGGUAUAGAGGAACAACAGGAAGAAGAUGAAGUUCUCUAUCAACUAUUAAAAAGAGGAUGUGUUGGAGAAUUAGAAAACAAAGAUGAUCUUGAUCAAUUAAAGUCAAUGCUAUUGGAUCAGUCGAUUGAAGAUAGACAUCGCGCACAAUAUAAAGCAAGACAUUCAAUAUUCCCAAUGAAUGAAGACGAAAAAGAUAAAGAUAAAUCAGCAAAUUUAGUUCAAUUUUCAAAAUAUCAUAUCGACUUUGGAUUAAAAGAAGGUGAGAAAUGCAAAGUUGGUGCAGUAUUAAAAGAUAAGAUUCGUGUCAGUAACAGAGGAUCGAGCAAAGUCACAUUUAAUUUCUUGAAUUUGCCAAACAAUAGCAAUACGAUUAGACUUAGUUUCACACCAUCGACUGGAACCAUCAAGAAGAAUUCCGCUGCCGAUAUCUUUGUUGAGAUGACUGUGCUGUGCACCACUAGAGUUCGUGAGCUGAUCACAGUGGACACUGGCGCUGCUGGACGACAUCUUUUUACAAUUAAAAUAGAUUCUAAAAUGUCACAAAUUCUCGACUACAAGGAAAUCGAAAUUGGACCUGUCAUUGGUGGUGGUGGAUACGGUGCCAUCUAUAAAUCACGUUGGAGAGGUCUAGCUGUUGCCGUCAAGGUUAUCUCCGAGAUGGGUGAUGGUUCAGAGUUUGAAAAAGAAUUGGAAAUGCACAAAGAAUUAUUACAUCACCCAAAUAUAGUUCAUUUCGUUGGUUGUUGUGCAUUUCCAAAGUGUUUGGUUUUGGAAUAUGUAGAAGGUGGUAGUUUAGAUAAAUAUCUUGGUGAUCAACAUACACAAUUUAGUCCGGAAUUAAGAUUAAAAAUGGCAUAUGACAUUGCUAAAGGAAUGUGUUUUCUUCACAGAAAUGAAAUUUUACAUUUGGAUUUAAAGCCACAAAAUUUUUUAGUUGUUUCACUUUCUUUACAGGCACCGGUUUCUAUUAAAUUGGCAGAUUUUGGAUUGGCUACAUCUUCGACAAGAUCGUUCUACGGUGCAACUGUGGAAGGAUCGUUCCUCUAUAUGUCACCAGAGGUAUUCACUCAAAAGAAGUUCUCAAGAGCAGCCGAUGUCUGGAGUUAUGGUGCUUGUCUGAUUGAAAUUCUGACUGGUAAGCGUCCAUACCAAGAGUUUGACCAGCUUGGAUAUCUAGAAUUGGCAAGAGUCCGUGAGGAAGGUCAGUCACCAACCAUACCCUCAGAGAUUGACCCCGAUAUGCGAAAGCUGAUCGAAGCCUGUUUCCAUCGUGAUCACACCAAGCGACCAUCAUUUGAAAAUAUAGAAUCAUUUUUAGAACACAAAUGCGAAGAAAUCAUCAAACUGUCACAAUCGUCCGAGCCAGUUCAUUCCGGAUCCGGAUUCUUUGGAAGUGGUGCUGGUAGUAUGUUUUUCAAUCAACUUUCUUCAUCACCAUCACCCUCAUCUGUACAACAUCAACCACAACAACCAUCUUCAUCAUCACCACACCAAUUUGGAUUCACAGCACCACCUUCUGCCACUGGCAGAAAAUUACCACCCACUCCCAACAAACCAAUUAUCCCACCAAGAAAUCAAAUCAAUAAAUCAAACGAUAUGUCAAGCUCGCCAGCCUCACCAGAUACCACCGUCAUCAACAAGGCUACUCGCGCCAUGACCGACGUUGGUAUCGAGCAACCACAACGCUCUGAACUGCCACUACAAAGAUCAGUCACCAUUUCAACUCCGUCAUCCUCUAGUUUCAUUGUGCAUCAUCAACAGCUGAAAAAUGCAGCCGCCGCCGCAGCAGCCGCAGCAGCAGCAUCAUCAAACUCUACACCCAAUAAUUCAACACCAACUACAAAUCCAGCAUUUAUCACAAGACCUUCUACACCAACACCACCUCCAAGACCACGUCCACAAACACCGAUUAAUAACAAGAGUGCAAACAGCAGCAACAUCGAACAUCCAACACCCACAACACCAAUCACCACCACCACCACAAAAUCAGCACCGACUUCACCGACUCAACCGAUUCAAAUUAAUACACCAAGUCACAUUGUUCAAAACAAUGGUUUUCUCAACAAGCAAUCCUCUACUUCACAUCUACCAAGUCAAUUCACACCAAUUCACAAACCGCCAGUUCGUUCUACUUCUGCGAUAGAUAUCAAGCAAUCGACAACAACACCAACAUCAACACAUACACCAGAAAUUCAAAGUAAUUUCAACAACUUAAACAUUAGAUCGCAAUCACCGAUUAUUAGCGAGCACGACAGUAACCUCAAGAUCUCAGAGCUACGAUCACGUUCGCUCAAAGUACUUCGCGAUCUCUACAUCUCUUUCACCGAAACCAUCAAGCAGUUCUCUCAAGUCAAGUCGCUGAAGGAGUGCAUUGAACUUGGUCAGCGUGUACGUGACUUUAAGAAGGACAUUGAGCAGCUCUGCCAAGAACAUCUCAGUCAGAACUGGGAUUCCAUUCAAGAGAGUGUCAAAGCGACCAAUAAACGAUCGCAACUAGGUAACCAGGUAGGAUCGCCACAUCCCUCCCACUUUGACGGUGAUACCUAUAAUAAGGUAAUCAUCUUCCGUGAUGCCGCCAUCACCGUUGGUGAGUCAGCACUCGAUUCCAUCUACUACCUCAUGACGCUGCUCUCACCAAACAGCAAUCCCACCACUACCGCUUCUUCGUCGACGUCAUCCUCUUCAAUGUCAUUCGUCAGUGGCAGUCCAUCGACCUCCGAACUCUCUGGAGCGAGCAACACCAAAGUAUUUUCACAGAGUGACAAAGAAAUAAUUCUUAAAAUAGCUAAAAUCACAAGAGCUGUAAAAGCAAGAUAA
Heterostelium album PN500 is the source of this 2868-nucleotide messenger RNA. Its product is annotated as serine/threonine kinase. Gene Ontology annotation, biological process: protein phosphorylation. The coding region runs from base 1 to 2868 and encodes 955 amino acids. The transcript is spliced from 5 exons. Gene Ontology annotation, molecular function: protein kinase activity; ATP binding. NCBI's taxonomy places the organism in Eukaryota, Evosea, Eumycetozoa, Acytosteliales, Acytosteliaceae. The record is from RefSeq and is a predicted model, not a curated record.